Molecule: messenger RNA, 3007 nt
Organism: Mercenaria mercenaria
Lineage: Eukaryota; Metazoa; Mollusca; Bivalvia; Venerida; Veneridae
Product: sodium-dependent dopamine transporter-like
Exons: 14
Coding region: 254-2212 (652 amino acids)
Biological process (GO): sodium ion transmembrane transport
Cellular component (GO): membrane
Source: RefSeq, a predicted model, not a curated record
AGCGCGUUCGUUUACGCUAACUAGGAGUUGCACUCACAUAUUUGACCUGUCAACGGAAUUUGAGUUUUCUUACGCGUUGUUGAUGUUAAGAGAUGAAAGUCAUUUGUAUAUUUAAGCAAUUAUAAAGAAAAUGAGAACGGUAGAUUAAUAUCUACAAUUAAUAUUAACAGUCCAUCGUUUUAAAACUGAUAAAUUUUGUGAAGUGGAAAACUCUGAUGAUGAUAUAUAAGGAACAGAACACAGUUAUAAAGACAUGGAUGAAUGUGAAGGAACGCCGCUACGGGAGGACAAUAACCCUUCAAAAGAAAGCAAAGAAAGCGAUAAUUCUCGUGACAGUGACAUAUCCGGAAUGAAGAAAAAGUCUCAGUUUUCCGGAUCUUGUAGUUUCAUGGUUUCACUAUUAGGUUAUUCUAUGGGAACCUCGGAUUUCUGGAGAUUUCCUUAUCUUGUUUUCCGAAAUGGAGGAGGAGCUUUCCUGCUACCAUUUGCAUUGUUUAUGGUGCUGGUUGGGCUACCAAUGUUGUUCUUUGAAGUGUCUGUAUCGCAGUUCUCCGGAAAGGGGCCUCUUAGCAUGUGGAGUAUAGCACCAUUCUUUAAAGGUAUCGGAUAUACAUUGCUUGUGAUAAAUUUGCUGAACAAUGUGUACUACAAUAUUUUGAGAGCGUGGAUCCUGGAGUACUUUGUGAACACAUUUCAAGCCGAAUUACCUUGGAUUGGCUGUAAUCAUCAAUGGAACGAACAAGGAUGCGUAACUAUGAAAACUGACAAUUUCACGUCUAACGUUACUGAACGUGACAUAAACACAACGUAUUAUCAUUCCGAAUUGAAUAUUCCUGUCGACAACUUUACAGAUGUGACGAAAAUGACAGCUGCCGAACAGUUUUGGCAAUACAAGGUCCUUCAGCUGUCAUCUGGUCUUGGUGAUUUUGAUGGUAUUCUCUGGAACUUUGUUCUUUAUAUCUUUAUCUGGCGGUUGUUAGUCUCUCUGUGUAUGAUUAAAAGUAUUAAAUCAAUUGAAAAGGUUAUGUUUGUGACAGUAUUUGUGCCUAUAAUUCUAAUGUUGAUCAUAUGGGUCCGUUCCCUGAUGCUUGAAGGAGCCAUUACUGGUAUGUUGUACUACAUCACUCCAACAUUCGACAGGAUAACUGAUCCAAAGGUUUGGCUAGAGGCCGCGUUGAUGGCAUGUUAUACUCUUGGACCAGGCUGGGGGACCAUACCCAUGAUUGGAAGUCAUAACAAGUUUCACGGAAAUGUCAUAAGGUAUUCCGUUUUAUCAACGUUUUGUGAUUUUCUAUCAGCUGUAAUGAAUGGUCUCAUCUGUUUCUCUAUCCUUGGUGUAAUGGCACACGACAGUGGCCUCGAUCUGGAAAAAACAGUCACUUCAGGGUUAUCAUUAGGUUUCACCGUUUACCCAACAGCUUUUACGUAUUUCCCGCUACCCCAAGUGUGGUCAGCAGUUUUCUUCGUUAACCUAAUUCUUGUGGGGCUUGAUGCACAGGUGUUAUCCACAGAAACGGUCAUGAGCUGCUUGGAAGAUAUGUUCCCAAAAUGGUUCAAAGGUACAAGAAGACUUUUUAUGAUUGCCUUGAUCAACGCCGGUUUCUUUCUCCUCACUAUUCCAUUUUGCACGAGGGGAGGAAUGUAUCUUUUUCAACUGUUAGACUGGUAUGCUGCUGCCUGGACACUACUAUUUGUUUGCUUCAUAGAAUGUGUCGUGUUUACCUGGGUCUAUGGUACUGAGCGUUUGAGCAGGGAUAUUGAGAUAAUGGUCGGUCGUCCGCUACCAACGUUCAUGCGGAUAUCAGGCGCAUUUAUUUCACCAUGUAUCUUUUUGGUAGUGCUGAUUCAGUCUUUUGUUCAGUACCGUCCACCAACAUACGGUAGCUAUAGUUACCCUGCAUUCGCUGAAGCUCUAGGCUGGUGUCUGGCUUUCCUUGUUAUCUCUCCUAUUGUUGUCGUCCUUGUGCUGAAGUUGAUUAAAACAGGAAGAUCCACAAAAAAGUUAUCAGAAGAAAUAAAAAGACCCUCUGAUUCCUGGGGACCAUACGAUGACAUUGCCAUGGAAGAUUACACUGACAAAGGCAUAGAAGCUACAGGGUGUUUCUGUACUUUCAUAUACAACCUUACAGGCAGAUCUAAGAAAACAAAAGCAGCGACAUAUCAUAGCAACGGAUCACAUUUAUAUAGAGAUAUCAAAUCAACAGAUGUUUAGUAUAUUUUCGAUUUUGUAAAAAAAAUCAGAUUUUUUGAAGUUUAGACUAAUUUAUCUCAAAUCUCGUUUUCAUGUACAUGAAAAAAAUGCACGUGUGUAAACACAGCAAUAAUAUGUACUCUUGUCAUUACUUUAUCUCCGUUUUGUACAAAUCAUGUGCUAGCCUAUUUGUAACAAUACUAGUAGUUCCAAAUUUUGAAAUCGGCGAAUUUUUGUAGACUAAUUUUGCUUGCAUUUCAAAAUAUGCUAUUUAGAAUGAAUAGGUGACAUUGAUAUUAUAAAAUAUUGAAAAAAAGUACAUGUCGUAUUAUAAAUAAGCUGAAAUUGUUUUCUUGUUUUUAAAAGCAUUUGAGAUUAAUGGAAGAUAUCUGAUUGUACAUUUAAAUAUUUGGUCACAUGCAAAAGGCAGCUUUUAUUAAAGUACAAAUGUAUAUGCGAGAAUGCUAUAACUCCUCUGUCUUGUAACAUUUUGUGUGGAGUCUCGUUCGGGGCUUUGAUUCGCAUAUUCGCUGUACGACUCCGGUAAUGUUUCGGUGACAUUGUAUUUGCUACCUCUAGCACUCCGGUGCUCUCAAGUUCAUUAAAGUUUAUAAAUAAGGCUAUAUAUAUACAAGAAGUUUGGAUCUCAUUUCAACAAAGUAAAGUUUAAAUACAGAAAAGCUCUACUUUUCUGGUACCAAGGUCUUCUCUGCCUACUUCCCGUCUAUUCUCGCUAACAAUUGUACCAUCUGCUCUUCUCGUUCUUGCCAUUUCUGUUGUUACUCCUGUAGUUUUGAUUUAAGUGGCUGAUAAUCU